AUGUUUCUGAUUAUUGUACUAUCACUCAUCAUAUUUAAUGUUGUGUUCUUCAGGGUCUCUCAGGAAGCGUCUGUUGGAGAAUCAGUGAACUUCAGCUGUAAACACAUCAGGAAUCAAGAUCAGAGGUUUUUCUGUAGAGGAGAUCAGCCCAAUAUCUGCAUCAGAGACGGACUCCGUGUUUCAUCCAGUAACAGGAUAAACCACAGAUUCUCUCUGACUGAAGAAACCUCUGCUGGAGUCUUUACUGUGAAGAUCAGAGACCUGAGAGAAGAGGAUUCUGGGAAAUACUGGUGUGGAGAAGAGAGUUCUGGGUCCUUCAUAUUCACUGAAGUUCAGCUACAUGUGACCAGAGGUUUCUUCUGUCUGUCCCGAGAAGCAUGAAGAGUCUUUCAGUGAUGGCACAGUCUCACUUUGAUCUUCCACACAUAUCUGAUAUCUUAAAAAAUAAGCUGAAAUAUUUACGCAAGUGAGCUUUGAUCGUAC
Molecule: messenger RNA, 483 nt
Organism: Puntigrus tetrazona (Sumatra barb)
Lineage: Eukaryota; Metazoa; Chordata; Actinopteri; Cypriniformes; Cyprinidae
Product: natural cytotoxicity triggering receptor 2-like
Exons: 2
Coding region: 1-381 (126 amino acids)
Source: RefSeq, a predicted model, not a curated record